AUGCCCACAAUGACGUCAUCAUGGCUCAGCAGCCAGCUGGCGCACGGCGCUAAGAUCCACGUGCGCCAUCAGAGCAGCGGCUUCUGGUGGCGAGCGGCGGACGGGAAGACAUGGAAUGGCAGUGUGGCGACCAGCAGCGAUUUUGACCAGCCAGACGUCUCUCAAGCUCUCACGGUCAUUCGCGUCAGCGCCACCACGAUCAAGCUACAGACCCCCAACAGCACGUUUCUGUGCAAGGCCCCGCCCUCCCCACCCAACGCAUCAUACCCGAGAGGGGUGCUCGCCACCACAGCAGACGCCACUGAUCCCCUGGCCACCUUCACCAUCAUCCCCAUCCCCAACUCCCGUAGAGACAGCACCUUCUCUGCUGAUGCUGUUGCUGCUGGUACUGCUGGUGCUGGUGCUGUUGGUUCAGGCACUGACAGCAGCAAUAGCAGCAGCAGCAGCACUGGCAGCACGGGCAGCACAGGCAGCACGGGCAGCACCAGUGGCAGUGAUUAUCUAGGGUUAAUUGCCCUGGCAAGUGCGGACGGGUAUUACCUGUCCAUGGGGGAGGUGGCUCCUGAGUUUGUUGACGUGGUAACCACGGGCGACCCGGCAGCAGGAGCGGGCGGCGACGAGUGGCUGGAUGUGCGCGAGGUGAUGACGGUGCCCGCCGUCCGCGGCGUGAAUCUGGGCGGCUGGCUGGUGGGCGAGGAGUGGAUGAACCCGAGAACGUUCAAGUACAUGGCGUGGGGGGAUGGCACACGGGUCACAUUCCAGUCCACCACCACAGACAUGUACAUCAGUGCAGUCAGCACGGGCGCAGACGCUAAGCUGGAGUGUAACGCGGCAGCGGUAACAGUGUUACAGUACUUCCAGCUCCUCACCGUGCCAGGCGCUGCAGAGAACGUCCGUCAGGUGGUGGGGCAGAUGGGGCAGUACUGGGGCGUGUAUACAGGCGCUACUACAGUGUGGACGAGGGACAACAAGUCGCAGGGCAGCAGCAACGCCUUCACGCUGCUGCUGCUGGAAGCGCAGCUGACCAGAGACACGCCCAUGAAUGACUCUCUCAGAGUCAUGAUCCAGGCGCCCAACGGCCAGCUGCUGCAGGCGCACGAGGACGGCACUCUAACAGCCGACUACAGCGCCAACGCCACCAAUGAAACGCUCUGGUCGGGGCCAGCAGUGUUCUUCAUGGAUCUGGUGAGCACAGUGCAUGGUGACUGGCAAGCAGCAUACACAGCAGGGCCAGAUCAAGCAUCGUCCCUCUUUGACUCAGUGCACUCGAAGCUGAUCACAGAGCUGGACUGGCAGGACAUGAAGACAAGAGGGGUGAACACUGUGCGCAUCCCCAUCCCCUACUGGAUCGCCCAGGAAGACCCUGCCUUUUCCUUCUCCUCCCCUGCUGGUGAUACCGGCAGCAACAGCAGUAGCGGUGACGGCUCCAGCAGCAAUGAUAGUAGCAGCACUUUUGAGACGUCUCAAAGCAGCAAUGAUAGUAGCAGCACUCCCGCUGCUGCUACUCCAGGAGUGCCAGAGUUUCCCUACCCGCCGGGUGCUCUGGCGCAUCUAGACUGGGCGUUUGAAAUGGCGGCUAAGUAUGGGCUGAGGGUCUGGCUGAGUGUGCAUGUGGCUCCUGGGUCGCAGAUCGGAGCAGCGUUUUCGAGAGACGGGUUGAUCCGAUGGUCCGGAUUGAACGUGGAUCACACGCUCGAUUUUGUCCGUUGGGUCGGCGACAGGUUCGGAGGGAACCCAAGCCUGUUUGGCGUGGGGCUGCUGCACGAGCCUGUCGCCCCGUCGUACUAUGGAGUAUUGGGUGUAGACGGGGAUGAGCUGAGGGAAUACUACAGAAAAGCACAUGAUCUUAUAAGGGAGCGGUGCGCGUGCUGCUUCAUGUCGAUCGAGGGCCGUGUGGGGAAGAGCAUGUGGGACGUGGCGUUUCACAUGCUUGACACGUGGCACCCCAAUGUGCUGUAUGAAACGCACCUGUAUGACGUUCUGGCGGGCGUCCCGGUGGCUACCAGGAAGCUUCCUCAGCUUGUGGAGUUGGAGAUUGGAGAGCAGCGGAGCAACAAGCCGAUGCUUCUUGACAGCGCGCAGAGUAUAGGGCGGUCCAUUCUGGUGGGCGAGUUUGGAGUGGCGAUGGCGAGCAUGGGCCCCACAGAGGAGCAGCAGAAGGAGUUCACUCUCGCGCAGAUGCAGGCGCUGGGGCAUGCUCAGGCAGGAUGGUUCUUCUGGGCCUGGAAACUCAAUGUCACCGGCAAGGCCAAGUGGCAGUUUCCUCUCAGCAUGGCCAUGGGCUGGUUACCUAAAAAAGAUGAUGGAAAUUGGUAUUAA
Closterium sp. Yama58-4 is the source of this 2319-nucleotide messenger RNA. NCBI's taxonomy places the organism in Eukaryota, Viridiplantae, Streptophyta, Zygnematophyceae, Desmidiales, Closteriaceae. The record is from the annotation of a GenBank genome assembly.